CACAACCAUGGCCACUUUUACCAAGAUACCGGAUUCUGAGACCCCUGUGGUCUCGAUCAACCACCUUAACAAGAUCGCAAAGAUCAACGAUAAUGUCUAUGGAGGCUUCACCGAGUAUGUCAAUGUAACUUACNACAUGGGACGCUGUAUCUACGGCGGUAUCUACGAUCCUGGCAACCCCCUAUCAGAUGAGAACGGUUUCCGCAAAGACGUGAUCGAAGCCUUCAAGGAUCUCAACUGCCCUGUUGUCAGAUAUCCUGGCGGCAACUUUGUAGCUACUUAUCACUGGCUGGAUGGUGUUGGACCCAAGGAUCAGAGGCCCGUAAGACCAGAACUUGCUUGGCUCGGCGAGGAGAGCAAUCAAUUCGGCACUGAUGAGUUCCUGAAGUGGUGCGAGGUCGUUGGCACCGAACCUUACUUUGCUCUAAACUUUGGCACUGGCACAUUGGGCGAGGCCUUGGGCUGGUUGGAGUACUGCAAUUCUGACAAGAACACUUACUAUGCUAAUUUGAGACGUAAGAACGGCCGUGACAAGCCAUACAACAGGAGUAUCAUUGACGCUUUGACAGNNGUCAAAUACUGGGCUCUCGGAAACGAGAUGUGGGGACCAUGGCAAGUUGGCCAGAUGACCAAGGAGGCAUACGCAGACAAGGCCUAUCAAUGGGCCAAGGCCAUGAAAUUGCUAGACCCCAGCGUCGUUCUAAUCCUCUGCGGCGAGACUGGCUACAGCACUUGGGACAGCUACGUCCUGAAGGAGUGCGUGAAAUGGGACACUCACACUUUGGGUGGCAGCACAACCGCCUCGCUCAUCGACAUGCACAGUAUCCACAUCUACACAGCCUCAAACGACCACUUGAAGAAUGCAACAGCGCCUCGUAGUGCUGAGCGUGCUAUCGAAAUCACUGGAGGUUUGAUCGAUCUCGUGCGUAUCGAGAACAAGGUACCUUAUACAGUACCCGCACCCACAAUUUGCUUUGACGAAUGGAACGUCUGGGACCCCGUACGUGCUCCCGGUGACAUUGGUGCAGAGGAGAAGUACACUCUAUCAGAUGCACUUGCUGUUGGAGUCUGGCUGAACGUCUUCAUCCGUCAAGCCAAGUACAUCGGCAUGGCAAACAUCGCUCAGAGCGUCAAUGUCAUCUCCCCCCUGAUGACAACCAAGGAUGGUAUCCUCAAGCAAACAACAUGGUGGCCACUGCUGUUGUUUUCCAAGUACAUGCGCGGCUGGACCGUGGCAGUCAAUGUACGCUGUGGCGAGUACGAGGGCGAGACCGAGCCCAAAUGGAUCAGAGGCACUAUUGAGACUCCGUGGUUGGACGUCUCGGCCACCAUCAACGAGGAGGGUAUUGUCAGCAUGGCUGUUGUCAACGUUUCAGACAGCAAAGACUUGUCCACCAAGCUUGAGGGUGUUGGCAGUGAUUCGGUCACAGUCUACACUGUUACUGGUGACAACCCUAUGGUUGUCAACACAAAUGGCAACGAGGAGGAGGUUGUCAUCAAGGAGACCAAGUGGGACGGCAAGGGCAAGUUCACUUUUCCCAAGCACUCGGUCACUAUGCUCAGAUGGAAGGCU
Aureobasidium uvarum is the source of this 1573-nucleotide messenger RNA. Lineage: Eukaryota; Fungi; Ascomycota; Dothideomycetes; Dothideales; Saccotheciaceae. The record is from the annotation of a GenBank genome assembly.